Monomorium pharaonis (pharaoh ant) is the source of this 8466-nucleotide messenger RNA. It is a transcript of the gene Eif4g, whose product is annotated as eukaryotic translation initiation factor 4 gamma 3. Gene Ontology annotation, cellular component: eukaryotic translation initiation factor 4F complex. Gene Ontology annotation, molecular function: protein binding; mRNA binding; translation initiation factor activity. Bases 960 to 6971 code for a protein of 2003 amino acids. The record is from RefSeq and is a predicted model, not a curated record. NCBI's taxonomy places the organism in Eukaryota, Metazoa, Arthropoda, Insecta, Hymenoptera, Formicidae. The transcript is spliced from 23 exons.
GGCCGACCGACGGUGGCGGGCGGACAGAAAACGGAACGUGUUUCGUUGAGCGCUUGGAGAGCGUUGGAGAACGUGGUCGUUUUUUUACCUACGUCAUUACGAACGUCGUGUCGAACGGAUAGUACGGUACGGUUGAGUACGGACACGGACUUGCGAAGUGGAGAGUGAAGUAGUUGACAGUGGGAGCGAGUGAGCGAUCGAGUACGCGUGGUAACUAUCAAUUAUAUUACUCUCGAUUCGUGGCAACGUGAUCGCACGGUAUACAAAAGUGUUGUCUCUCACGUUGUUCUAUCUCUCGUUGGCUGGCCGGCGAGCGUGAUUAUGCCAAGAGAGAUCGCGCGUAAGCGGAACGUUUUUCUCUCUGGUGUGCGGACGGCCGAGUGUACAUCGUCGGCGUCGCGGGGUUAUCGCUUACCGCGAAAAACGGACGAUUGUCAAAGGAGCGCGACGGUAGUGGUGGUGGUGGUGGUGACGGCGGCGGCGGCGGCGAGGGGACGGGAAAACGUGGGAGAGCCGCGCACGAGCGUGCUCCUUUAUCCUGAACCCGUGAAUACGCCAAAUUGUUUUUCUCCUCGAGUGAACUUGAACGAGUGAGCGCUACCAGACGUGCGUGCGUGCGUGCGUGCUUGCGCGCGCGCGCGCGCGCACUGCUUUUCCUCGCCCAUAACCCGUCGUCGGUUGGGGCCCGAUCGUUUCCGUGGAUCAUUGCCGAUCGCGGCGCCGGCGCGCACGAUCCAAACGCGUGAUCGUUCCACGAGUGGAACGAAUAUAUCUGUCGUGAGGUGGCGAGAGGAAACGAGAGUAUCCCGUAUCGCGCGCCCGCGCGCGCGCGACGACGAGUCUCAGACUUCAGACAUCGUCGUUUCGACACGCGAGACAAAUAAUCCACCUAUGAGUGCGAACCGCGUAGGAUCACAGACUUCUAAGGACAGUUCGUACGAGGAAGGCCUACGCCUGCGAUGAGCAUGCCGACGAAGGGGAAACACCACCACCUGUCCCACCACCACCUGCAACACCAUUCGCAGCCGCAACAUCAUCAGCAUCAGCAUCAACAUCAGCAUCAGCAGCAACCCCCUCCGCCUCCGCCCCCGCCGCAGCAACAGCAUCAUACCCCGCCCCAGCAUCAGCAUCAGAUCAUCAUCAGUCAGCCAGUCGUGCAUCCAUCCCCGCAGACCUAUAGCGCUGUCGUCACCACGAACACUCGUUUCCUGAAUGUCGGAUCAGAGUUUCAUGGAAACUAUAGCGCCCAACCAGGGGGCCAGGUGGGCGGAAGCGCCGCGAGUAAUGUAGGAGUACCUACGGGUAGAGGACCUCCACUCGGCGGUAUACAAACGAUAGGACAAUCCACAGCGGGUAUACCGCCAGGAGGUCCCACCGGAGGACAAGCACCUUCGCAAGUCCCGACACCAGGAGUGCAGUCACAACCACCGCAAGGUCCAGCGCCUACUACGACACCACCUGUGCACACACCAUCGCCCCAGGAAAUGGGAAAACAGGCCCACUUGCAAACGCAGCCGCCGUUACAGCAAGCCGUUUACGUGCCGACGCAAAACAGGCCGACGUCUCAGGGCUAUUAUCAAACGGGUCCAAGGCCCCAACAAUCGCGGGGUAUCGGUCACAGAGGUGGCCAAGGCACCAGUGGAACACCAGUGGUUGGAAUGUCCGGCGGAGGACAACUAAACACCCCCCAAACUGCUCUGUAUCCGCAUGGUCUGCCGGUGCAGACUGGUGCAAUGUAUAUAGGCCAGAGCCAAGUGCAUGGACUUCACACGGGGCCUCAUCAACAAUCGGUAUAUCCUAUCAACAAUCAAAUACCGAUUCAUCAGUUUUCUGGUCCACCUCAAAGGCACCAGCCGCAUCAAAAUCAAUCGUUUUAUCAAACGUUUCAACCUCCACUCCACAUAGCACCGCCUGUGUUCACUGGAUAUCCGCCCACUCCCCAGCAUGGCUAUUAUUACACGGCGUCAAACACAAUGAGUUUAACUAGGGCGAGUACAAGUGCAGUCAGCGGUGGGGCGCAACAUGUUGCAAAUCCGCUGGCUAGUACUCAAGGUGCUCCAGUUGUACCGCAAGGUACACUUCAGCAACCUACUCAACAAGCCCAAUCCCUGCCUACGAUGGGUAUACCUCUGCCGCAGACUGAUGUGUACUCGGGACACAAUGGUGGUGCGACGAAUACUAACAGUACCACUAGGUCUCGGAAACCUAGAGGACAGAAUGCCAUUUUGGAUAUAGUAAAUCCGUUAACGGGCAAAAAUAUAAGUGACGAAAUUUAUAAGGAUAACGAAACUACGCAGAGUGGUGAAUCCAGCAAUCGCGAGACGCCACAACCACAGAAUAACGGUGCAGAGGUGAUAGCCGAUUUCGCGGCGCGCGUCGCGAAGGCCGCGACCGAGGGGUCCGACACGGUAUCGAUGAGCGCGUCUGAAACGACGCUUAACACAAUGCAAACAACGGCGCAAACGUCGUUAUCGAACAUUCAAACUAAUUCCUCUAAUGACGUAAAUAGUCCGUGUAGCAGUAGUCCACCUAUGACAAAAACUAUAGCUGGCGCUGGCGCUGGCGCUGGCACUGGCACUGGCACUGGCACUGGCAAAACGGUACCUACGAUAAGUAGUCAAUCAUCGUUAGGUGCUUGUAGUAACGCGACGACGCAAGUCGACCCAAACGCGUCAAAAACAGAGUCAAAAGCGGAGUUAAAAGCGUUGCAACUCCCAGUGAAGGAGUUCCAGCCGAGGAAUGAAAUAAAGAGUGGUGUGACGAUCGAGGAAUCGUCACCCGUCGUAUCCUCGCCAGUGAUAGCCGUCGCGAAUAAAGAUACUGUUUCCGUGCAGCUUACCGCAUCGACUACUAAUAUCGAAACAUCGGCUGUGACAGCAGUGAUGAUGACGGCCGAGACCGAAGGAUCUGAGGCUGCCGGAGCUACUGGCGCCCCUGUACCUGGAGUUGGAGUUGAAACUGGAACCGGAAUCGGAACUGGCCUUGGACCCGAGGGCACCAAGCAUCUCAACGCCUCGUCCAACGUAAUACAGACACCGGUUACCACUCCGUAUUGGAGUAACGUUACCCAGGAAAUCCCAAAACCGUCCGCCACUGCCUCGAGCGUCAAUCCCAUUCCUAUCAGAGAGCCGUUCCCUAAUCUAUCUAAGACUUCGUCUAACUCGCCGCCGAGGAGGAAACCCAACGCAACCGAGCUGCCUUCCAAUACCAAAGAACAAAAGGAGAGGAAGACCCGGGAGAAGAGUCUCGGCUCUCGAGGCGCUACUCCCACGCCCGUUUACAGUCAGGCGACAGCGUCAACGGCCGAUCACCAUCAGAAAACGAACGGUGACGCAGCCGGCGAUAAGAUGGUGAUGGAAGCGGAGAUGGUAGUGCAGCCUAGAAAUGAAAUUCAGCAGAAACCAUCGGAUGGUAAAGCAAUGCAGAAGCAAAAAAGCAAGAACAAAUUGAAACCCCGCGAGCUGAAUCGCAAGGGCGCGGAGAAGGAAGGUACAGACAUGGAUGCCUUUGUAAAUACCGUAUCGGCAGCGAAAACGGCGGAACUGAAGCAAGACAACAAGGAGCAGCAGUAUGCUCCCGUUCCGAAAGAUAGCAACAAAGAGUCUGGUAGAGAAAUCAGCAAGGAUAUCAAAGAAAAGGACAAUUACGAGUCGAAGAAGGAGAAGGAUAUUUUGUCCGUUCCUGCUAAAACUGAAAAACACGUGUCUACUGAGGUGCCUAAGGACAGUACUCUUGUGCAACAACAGGCAUCCAACGUAGAUAACAAGCCCCCGACAAAAGAAUCCUCGAUAAAGUUAGAGGACAGUACGUUUAAUGCACUUCCCAAAGCAUCUCCUAAUGACGUCGUCGAUCACGCGGUGGUCAUCGAAGAGGAGAUGCACUUGGAAGCAUUAGUCGCGCAAAAAAACGAAGAGAAUUUUAAGGUGUCCGCGCUCCAUGUGUCAAACGACGAAAAAGUGACGACAGUUGCAUCGCUAAUUACGGAAAAGAAGCAAGAGGUUGAAAUUUCCACUGGUAGUGGUAAUUCUCCAGCUGAAGUCACAGCACCUAGCGCUAAUAAGGCCCCAUUACUCAAAUACUUCUAUAAAGAGGGUCAGUGGAGUCCGGUUAACAUGAGCGGCAGAAAGUCCUACGACCGAGAUUUCCUAUUACGUUUACAGUUUGAUCCUAAUAGCAAACUGAAACCAGCUAAUCUACCAAAUUUACAAGCUGUUUUGAAAGAUAGCUUGCAGAAUACGCAUAAUACUAUGGACCUGAGAGCUUUUAAGGAAGCCAACAUUACUAGGCACGAUUCGUUAAUGCCAGGAUUUGCAAAGACAAAUAUGAGUACACGUCCACCACCAACGAGUCGUAAGAGCGACCGAGGUAAACCAAAACCAAAUAAACCAAAUGUUAUUCACGUUUCACUGUCGUUAAGAGAAGAUGUGAAACUAAGAGAGACAGAAAAUGCAUGGAAACCGACGAGAUUGAAGCAGGCUAGUCUCACUGAAGAAGAAGCGAAAACGGAAGUUCUUUAUAAGAAAGUACGAAGUGUACUGAAUAAACUCACCCCGCAAAAAUUUGACACGUUAGUUGAGCAGGUUCGACAUUUACCGAUUGAUACACAAGAACGCCUGCAAGGAGUCAUUAAUCUGGUCUUUGAGAAAGCUGUCGACGAGCCUAGCUUCUCCGUCGAGUACGCUUUGUUGUGCAAACAAUUGGCCUUGAUGGAAGUAGCAGGUUCCGAUACUCAAGAUAGUUCCAUUAGCUUUAAAAAGCUCAUUAUCACACGUUGCCAAAAAGAAUUCGAAAAGAAUCCAAUUGAUGAUGUCGCAAGAAAUCGAAAGCUAAAGGAAAUUGACGAGUGUAAUGACCCGGAGAGAAAGAAAGAACUUCAGUUGGCGCUCGAAGAAGAAGAGCGCAGGAUACGAAUAAAAUCUGUAGGAAAUAUCAGAUUCAUCGGUGAGCUGUACAAACAGCAGAUCUUGACAACAAAAAUCAUGCACCGAUGUAUUCGUCAUCUCCUAGAACAGAAUGACGAAGAUAAUUUAGAAUGUUUAUGUAAAUUAUUAACAACGAUUGGCAAAGAUUUGGAAUUAAAGGGACCUGCUGAGGAGAUGCAAGAAUACUUCAAUAAGAUGCAAGAAAUUGUUGCUCGAAAAGGUCAGAGCAAAAUUAGUUCUAGAAUUCGUUUUAUGCUUCAAGAUGUUAUCGAUUUGAGAGCAAAUAGAUGGAUUCCGAGAAGAAACGAGAACAAUCCUAAAACGAUAGACCAAAUUCAAAAAGAAGCCGAAUCCGAAAGACUGGAUAUGCAAGUAAACAGUGCUCCGUUGAAUACUGCGCGAAAGGACGAUCGUAAUAACGAUAGGAAAAGAAAUCGGGGAUUAGGUGGCCCUACUGACGAUGGUUGGAGUCAACCAGUAGGAAGGGUGAGACCUGCGACGUAUUCGGUGGAAACAGCGAAAUUAAAGAAUAAACCGCCACCAAUGGACGAUAUGCAACUCGGCAACAGGGCAUCUUAUUUAUGGAGGGGGGCUACUCAACCCUCCAGUAACUCUAAGACGAUAAGUUCGAACAAAUUUGCGUGUCUAGAGAAUAUGUCCAAUUUAGACCAGGACAAGAGGAUGCCGCCUUUACCGCUCUCUGGAUCGCGAUCAACUGGCCCAAGAGAAUGCAGCCGAGAUUACAAAUCUUAUGACGGUAGAAGUUCCCGUAACGGCACUCACUCGGGCAGUGCGUUGAGCAGGGAGAGUCAUUCAUUACUGGAUAAUUCUCAAAGCCGGAGCGUCUCGAUGCUUUCACCCGUAUUGAAGUCUGCCUCCCAGUCUGGGGCUAUAAUUCACAAGGCUCCGAUGUCGGAGCAGGAAUUUACAAAGGCUUAUAAUUCCAUACUGAAACAUUAUCUGGAAGAACCGAUUGUUGAAAAUACGGGAUUAGAAAUUCAACAAAAGUUCGAUAAUGCGACAUUUGCCAAACUUACUCGUGAAUGUAUCAAUCAUGUUCUUGAGAAGUCCCCUAUCGAAAGAGAGCUCGUUUCGAAACUAUUGUCCCAUUUACUUCGGCAAUCUAUUUUGCCUGUGGAGUGUUUCAAAAAUGGGUUAGGGGAAGUACUAGAAAUAGUAGAUGAUUUGGUUAUUGAUAUACCAAAAAUUUGGACUUACCUAGCCGAAAUACUGUCACAUUCGAUAGAGGAUGGAGCUCUCGCAUUAUUUGAAUUGAAGAACAUAUGUGUAAAUUAUUUGAGAAGGCAAGGCUGUGUAGGCAAAUUCCUUGGAGAACUUAUGACAAAAGUAAAUCGCAACAAAGGGCCCAAAUGGCUUGGCGAUAAGUGGGACCAAAGUGGACUACAACUAAGCCACUUAAUUGAUCCGGAACGAGAAAAUGUGGAUAAAAUAAUUCACGAAUAUAAGUUGGAGUUUCUAACUGGUGAUUACAAUAGUGCCAAAGACUCCGCUGCUACUGAGCAACUCUCGUUAGAGAAAGUUCAGGAAAAUCUUAUAAGGCUUAUGAAAGAAAAUACUUCCUUCGACGAAAUUUGCAGUUGGAUAACUGCAAAUGUUGGCAAUAGAGAGAAGGAUCCUAAGUUUAUAAGACAUUUAAUGACUGCCAUCUUAGAAACUACGUUAGAACGACACUACGGCACUUGGAAACUAAAUCUAGAAACUUUUGCGAGUUUGCAAACGUUAAUUCAACGGUUUGUCGAUGCCGAUGAAUUAUUGGAAUUGCAAUGUCUUUAUGCAAUUCAAAUUUAUAUUAACAAAAUUGAAUUUCCACCUGGUACCCUCGUUGCCAUUAUGAACAGAUUGUGGAUGGACAAUGUGAUAUCAAGUGACGCGUUCUUGGCGUGGCAAAAAAAUAUUCCGGAAGGUGCGGAUGUCGAAGGCCACAGUGUCUCAAUCGUCGCACUUACGUCGUUUUUCACUGAUUUGCAAGAGCCGGACGAUAAUUCCAGUGUCGAAGAAUUAUCAACUAGUGCGAAUCAGGGCUGUUGACGAUACUGUGAUCGAUUGCAUUAUCGUCUAUUAAAAAGACUCAAAUAUGCGUUUCCCCGUUGAAAAAAAAACGUCAAAAUUGCAAUUUGCAGUGUUUUUUUUUUUUCUGAAAGAAAAAUAAAAACGCAGGAACACUCCCAAGUAUUGAUGGAAAGAAUGGUACGAUAACAAUAAAGUGACACGUAAAUGUAAAAUAUAAUCUACAACUCUCUACCAAUGAAUAAAGAGAGAAGUGAGAGUGCUGACUAAAUAAACAAACGACGCUGUAUUUGAAAUACGGUAUACAUAAUGAAGAUAAAGUUUAAUUAUUAAUUAUUACAAAACUAUAUGCAAAAUAAUUAUUAUAUAUAAUUCAAUAAAAUGGUUCAAAGUUUAAAUAAAGCAAAGAAGUGACUCGAAAAAAUAAUUAUCGUGUUUCUUAUAUAAAAUAUCUUUGCAGCAAGAUAGGUCGAUUGUGCUCAAUAGAACCGGAAUAUGCGUUUUUUUUUUCCAUGCUUGGACUCUCGAAGAGACUCGGUGUUACUUCCAAUUAUUGAUGCUAAUGUCGCGAAUCGCAAACCGAAGUGCUUGUUACACGAUUUAGAAAACAAAUUGCAGAUAGAAAUAUGGAAUUUGAGUGUAGGUCAAUUUUAAAUGGAAUUAAAAGUUUGGGAAGUAAGGAGAGAAAAACAAUUACCGAGAAUAAAACAAAGUCUGACAGCGAGAUGGUUCUUCCUAUUAUUGUAACGCGGAAUAUGGUAUAUAUAACAGAAUUACUAAUUUAUAUCUUUGCAAAUAAGAACUUAUAAUGUAUUAUAUAUUAUUAAAAAGGACAUCCGUGAACAAGAUAUGGGAUAGAAUGAAAGUGAAGGAUAUAUAUUGCGGAGUUAGGAUCUGUAAUCUAGAAUACGUUGAAGUUAGAAAACGAAAGAUUACAAGUGAUGUGCAUAUAUAUACAUAUAUAUCCAUAUGUGACACGACACACACACACACACACACACACACACACACACACAUAUAUAUGCAUACUAAGGUACUAUUUUUUAACACUAGCUAUUUGUAAUCACAGGGAGUAAGAGAGAGAGAGAGAGAGAGAGAGAGGAGCGCGGCGCGUGGAAGCAUUGGUAUGUAUCCACGUGGCUAAUGCUGUAGCGAAUUGUAUAAAAUUGUUAUUAAACUGAUUAAAGUUACAGCGUUGAGCUCGCCUUUGUUUCGAACGUGCUCGUAGGAGAGACUGAUUUUCUGUGUGCAUGUAUGCGUGUACAGCUAUCGAAGAAUUAUUACGUUUAUCUGGCAAUUAUCGUUGAGUGCCGAUAGCACACGAUUUAUCGUACCUGCAAAGGUAACUACACUCGGGAAAUUGCGAACAUUUUCGUGAGAAUAGUCUUAUACAGAGUCUUACAGAAUAUACUUUUACGAAAGUAUAGGGUCUUUGCUUUGGUCUCCCAAAAGAAAUCGUCUGUCAGAACUUUCGAUCGAUCAUUUUCGAAAUAUGAAUAUAUACAAAUGAAUCGAU